UGUCAGCCGGCCAGGGUCGCGGCCGGGCCGCAGUUUGCCGGGCGCCCCACAGCCCCCACCCCCCGGCCGUCUCCUUUCCCUCCCCUCCCCCCCGGGAGGGAGGAGGAGACUCCGCGGCCCUCCCUCGGCCCUGCCGGCGGCGGCCGCAGUCAGCCCCGUGCCCGCUCCGCCCAGCCGCGGCGGGUCGGACGUCCGGAGCUCGAGGGUCCCCGGCCGAGGUGCCAGGAGGCAUCCCCCAUCCCGUGGCCCCAAGAGCAGUGGGUAGAGGUGGUCAUCAUGCACAGUGGUAUCAUAUGCGCCAAAAGUCCCCGGCACCUCCCUUGAGUCCAGCCCAAGUUCAAGCCCGGAGCCUGUGAGCCCCCUUGCACCAUGAGCCACGGGCCGAGCCCGCGACUGGCCGAGUCCCCGCAGCUGUCCAAAGGCAGCCUCCUGACCAUUCUAGGCAGCCCGUCGCCGGACCGAAUGGGGCCAGCAGACUCGCUGCCUCCCACGCCGCCCAGCGGCACGCCCUCCCCUGGGCCGCCCCCCACCCUGCCGCUGCCGCCACCCUCUGCACUGCUUGCAGACGGGGACUGGGAGAGCCGCGAGGAGCUGCGGCUGCGGGAGCUGGAGGAGGCGCGCGCACGGGCAGCGCAGAUGGAGAAGACCAUGCGCUGGUGGUCGGACUGUACUGCCAACUGGCGUGAGAAGUGGAGCAAGGUGCGCGCGGAGCGCAACCGUGCGCGCGAAGAAGUGCGCCAGCUGCGCCAGCGCCUGGACGCACUCACCAAGGAGUUGGCUGGCGCCCGCCGCGAGCGCCAAGAGGUGCAGGGCGAGUGUGAGGCUCGGGGCCGAGAGCUGGCGCGGCUCCGUGGAGCCCGGGGAGCUGCUGACCAGACACCUGAUGGACCCGAGACAGAGCCGGAGCGGGAGCAUGAGCCCGUGCGCGAUGUUGGGUCAGAGAGGCCCCAGAGCAGCCAGGAGCUGGAGCUGGUGGAGAACCUGCUGAAGAGCAGACCAGAAGAGCCCGAGGGCUGCUGGGAGGCACGCAGUGUAGGGGCCGGGGGCCCACGGGGCAGCUCCGGCCGCCAGGAGCGCAGCCGUCUGCCCUGGGAGGACACGGCCGCCAUCGAGGAGGACGCCUCCAAGUUGACGGCCCUGCGGCUGCGGCUGGAUGAGUCCCAGAAGGUGCUGCUCAAGGAACGAGAGGAUAAACUGGCACUGAGCAGGAACAUUGAGAAGCUGGAGGGGGAACUCAGCCAGUGGAAGAUCAAGUACGAGGAGCUGAGCAAGACCAAGCAGGAGAUCCUCAAGCAACUCAGCAUCCUGAAGGAGGCUCACCAGGACGAGCUGGGCCGCAUGUCUGAAGACCUGGAGGACGAGCUGGGUGCGAGGUCCAGCAUGGACAGGAAGAUGGCGGAGCUGAGGGGCGAGAUGGAGCGUCUGCAGGCGGAGAACGCGGCUGAGUGGGGUCGCCGAGAGCGGCUGGAGACCGAGAAGCUGGGCCUGGAGCGGGAGAACAAGAAGCUGCGGGCGCAGGUCGGGGACCUGGAGGAGGCCCUGGCCCGGCGGCGGCGGCAAACAGCCAGCGCGCUGGACUGCGACCUGCGGGCCAGCCAGGCCGCUCUCUUCGAGAAGAACAAGGAGCUGGCAGACCUGAAGCAUGUGCAUGGCAAGCUGAAGAAACAGUUCCAGGAGAAGGUGGCGGAGUUGGCACAUGCCAACCGGCGGGUGGAGCAGCACGAGGCAGAGGUGAAGAAGCUGCGGCUGCGGGUGGAGGAGCUCAAGAAGGAGCUGGCCCAGGCCGAAGACGAGCUGGAUGAGGCCCACAACCAGGCACGCAAGCUGCAGCGGUCGCUGGACGAGCAGACGGAGCAGAGCGAGAACCUGCAGGUGCAGCUGGAGCAUGUGCAGUCCAGGCUGCGCAGGCAGCAGCAGAACGCCCCCCUCUUCGGGAAGAUCCGCAGUGCUCGCUUUGGCACCGAGGAAGCCGGGGAUGGGGCCAGCGACCUGGACGAGGACGAGGACCUGCAGAUCCAGGUGGCCUAGCGCUCCCAGGGCUGGCAGGACUGGCCCAAGGCCACAGGCACCCUGGGUUACCUGGCCGACCAGCAGCUUGAACUGAUGCAGUUGCCUGCGCUCGCUCUGGGAGCGACCCCAGUCCCUGCCAUGAACGACUCAUUUUCUCCCAGGGCAGACAUUGAUGGCCCACUCUCCAAUUGGAAGAGAAGCCAUGGCGCGCGUGUGUGUGUGUGU
This is a messenger RNA of Artibeus jamaicensis (Jamaican fruit-eating bat), 2235 nucleotides long. It is a transcript of the gene CCDC102A, whose product is annotated as coiled-coil domain containing 102A. The record is from RefSeq and is a predicted model, not a curated record. Gene Ontology annotation, cellular component: myosin complex. The transcript has 9 exons. The coding region runs from base 370 to 2028 and encodes 552 amino acids. Lineage: Eukaryota; Metazoa; Chordata; Mammalia; Chiroptera; Phyllostomidae.